Molecule: messenger RNA, 1255 nt
Organism: Coregonus clupeaformis (lake whitefish)
Lineage: Eukaryota; Metazoa; Chordata; Actinopteri; Salmoniformes; Salmonidae
Exons: 8
Coding region: 1-1116 (371 amino acids)
Source: RefSeq, a predicted model, not a curated record
AUGGAGUGGAGUCUGAGAGCUAUCCCUGUCUCUGACAACGUGGCAUUGAGAAGAGUGGCCGCUCAGUCAUCACAGUUUUGGGAUCGCAAUGCUGAAUAUGCCAUUGAUGGGAAAAGAAACACAAACUAUGGAUCCUGCACCCACACUACACAGGAGACCAACCCCUGGUGGAGAGUGGACCUGCUGGAUGUGACCAGAGUGACAGCUGUCACCAUCACCAACAGAGACGAUGUUCCUGAGAGGCUUGAUGGUGCUGAGAUCCACAUCGGUAACUCACUGGAGAACAACGGCAUCAACAACCUCAGAUGUGUUGUCAUAUCCCACAUCCCAGCAGGAGAGACCCACACCUUCCAGUGUAAAGAGAUGGAGGGUCGCUACGUUGUUGUGGUCAUCCCUGGCAGGAAGGAAUAUCUCACUCUGUGUGAAUUGGAAGUAUAUGGCACUCCUGCAGACAACGUGGCGUUGAGAGGAGUGGCCGCUCAGUCAUCACUUUUUUAUUGGGCCUAUACUCCAAGCAAAGUCAUCGAUGGAAACCGCAACUCUAACUAUAACUAUGGUGGAUCCUGCAGCAGCACUACUUUUAACACCAACCCCUGGUGGAGAGUGGACCUGCUGGAUGUGUACAGAGUGACAGCUGUCACCAUCACCAACAGAGGAGACUGCUGUCCUGAGAGGCUUGAUGGUGCUGAGAUCCAUAUCGGUAACUCACUGAAUAACAACGGCAUCAACAACCCCAGAUGUGUUGUCAUAUCCCACAUCCCAGCAGGAGAGACCCACACCUUCCAGUGUAAUGAGAUGGAGGGUCGAUAUGUUGUUGUGGUCAUCCCUGGAGAGAACAGGAUUCUCACUCUGUGUGAGGUGGAAGUAUAUGGCAUUCCAGCCCCCAAGUCAAAGAGAACGGUGGUGAGGAUGAAGAUCCAAUCAGAUGCUGAUCUGACAGACCAGGCAGUCAGUGACCAGCUCCUACAGCAGCUGCAUGUAGAGCUCAUGAAGCAGGGUGUGUCUGACAUUCAACUGCGCUGGAGGACUCAACCAGAUGGACAGAUUUUCCACCGUGAGGAAGAAGAGGAGGGUGGAACCACUCAGACAGGUGUCUGUGGAACUGAAGGGGGCUAGCCUGGUGAGAGACUCCAAGGAGACAAAAUAGUUUUAACAUUGGACUGUUUUGAUGACAUAAUCUAUCUACCAUAAAACUUCAAUUAUACACAGUCUCAAAUAAACACCUGUUUCAAAAUAAACCCAAGGUCUAAAUGAA